UUUCUUUAAUUGUUUUGCUUUCUAGAUUCUGAUAACAAUAUUUUUUUAUGAUUUUAUGUUUAAAAUUAAUAAUUACUGCUCACUUUAAUUCUAUAUUUAAAAUUGUAUCUAUUUUCAGCCAUAUUAAAAUAUGAGUGCAAAUUAUAACGAAAUAUGUGAGAACACACGAUUGGCUCGAGAGAAUGCUUUGCUUGGCCAAUAUGAUUCCGCUUUAGUCUACUAUCAAGGUGUUCUUCAACAGAUUCAAAAAUUAAUUGUUCAAAUAAAAGAGCCAUCACGCAAGCAGAAAUGGCAAGUGGCAAGACAGGAGAUUGCUCAAGAAUUUGAAUAUGUGAAAGAUAUCAACAAAACACUUGCAGGUUUCAAACGUGAUACAUUUAAUGCUCCACAACCUCAACAACGACUGCGAGACUAUGGUAAUGCACCUGCUAGAGAAAGCAGAGAUCCAGAUGUUUGGCUUCCACCUGCUCCAGUUGAGAGACCAUCGAAACCAGUAUCUCGUCCAGUUGUCAGAAACAUACGUAGCAAUAACGAUGAUCGAUCUAGUAGGCCAAGCCGAGGCAAAGCCCCUGUUCAAUCGAAACGCGGAAAUGCUGGUGGCAAACAAGCUGAUAAAGCACCUGUAAAAGCCAAAGUGGAUACUGGUCGCAAAAACAAAGAAGAUAAACCUGUCAACGAUAACGAAGAGCCUCGUUUUGAGGGAUCAGGAUACGAUAAAGAUCUUGUGGAAGGACUAGAAAGGGAUAUUGUUCAAAAGAAUCCGAAUGUUAGAUGGACUGAUAUCGCAGAACUUAACGAAGCAAAGAAGUUACUAAACGAAGCAGUGGUGUUGCCGCUGUGGAUGCCAGACUUUUUUAAGGGUAUUCGGCGACCUUGGAAAGGCGUUUUAAUGGUCGGACCACCUGGAACUGGCAAGACGAUGCUAGCGAAAGCCGUAGCAACAGAAUGUGGCACAACUUUCUUUAACGUCACGUCGUCGACGCUGACGUCGAAAUAUCGUGGUGAAUCGGAGAAGUUGGUCAGGUUGCUGUUUGAAAUGGCUCGCUUCUACGCACCUAGUACUAUAUUUGUUGACGAAAUCGACUCGAUAUGUAGCAAGCGAGGCAGUGACAGCGAGCACGAGGCAAGUAGGCGAGUCAAAUCGGAACUACUGAUACAAAUGGAUGGCGUUUCAGGCAAUACAUCGGAGACCGAUGCCACUAAAGUAGUUAUGGUUCUUGCUGCUACAAAUUUCCCGUGGGAUAUUGACGAAGCCCUCCGUCGUAGAUUGGAAAAACGAAUUUACAUCCCUCUUCCGUCGGCGAAAGGUCGAGAGGAGUUGUUAAAAAUCAAUUUACGCGAAGUGAAAUGUGCUGAAGGUGUUGAUCUGGCUUCAUUGGCAGAGAAAAUGGAUGGGUACAGUGGCUCGGACAUUACAAAUGUUUGCAGAGACGCUUCCAUGAUGGUAAUGCGGAGACGUAUAAGUGGGCUUUCUGCGGAGGAAAUUAAAAAUCUACCGAAAGAAGAACUUGAUAUACCGAUCGGUCAGCAAGACUUUGAAGAAGCGUUGAAAAAAGUGUCAAAGUCUGUGUCGAAUGACGAUAUUAAAAGAUAUGUCGAUUGGAUGGAAGAAUUCGGUUCCGUUUAAAAAUGGAAAAGACAGGUUGUUCACCUUGGUAUCAAUAAAAAAAUUGUAAAUUUAUAUUCGUUUGUUUUUGUGAAUAUCAUCUUCAUUUAGAUCUAUAA
Hydractinia symbiolongicarpus is the source of this 1725-nucleotide messenger RNA. Its product is annotated as katanin p60 ATPase-containing subunit A1-like. Gene Ontology annotation, cellular component: microtubule cytoskeleton. The record is from RefSeq and is a predicted model, not a curated record. Gene Ontology annotation, biological process: microtubule severing. NCBI's taxonomy places the organism in Eukaryota, Metazoa, Cnidaria, Hydrozoa, Anthoathecata, Hydractiniidae. The coding region runs from base 131 to 1627 and encodes 498 amino acids. Gene Ontology annotation, molecular function: microtubule binding; ATP binding; microtubule severing ATPase activity. The transcript is spliced from 10 exons.